Patiria miniata (bat star) is the source of this 2848-nucleotide messenger RNA. RefSeq lists its product as uncharacterized. Bases 506 to 2848 code for a protein of 780 amino acids. The transcript has 12 exons. NCBI's taxonomy places the organism in Eukaryota, Metazoa, Echinodermata, Asteroidea, Valvatida, Asterinidae. The record is from RefSeq and is a predicted model, not a curated record.
AGUUACCCUACCAGGGUCCACUAAUGUCUAGAGGUUGAAAGUAGAGGAACGAGGUUGGGAUAGUGUAAGAUAUUUGUCAAUAGUGGGGAAAAAAUGAAUCACUGACCUCGAUUCACGGGUGUACUUCUGAUCUCGAUGACAAUAGUAGUGAGAGAGCAGAUAUUGGUAGCGUACUACUCGACGCCAUGGGGGCGAGGUUUACAAUGAGUUGGUCUUCCCAUAGGUCUCCCUCGCUGCAAGGCUCCUGUGACAUGAAUAUGCAUGAGCGUUAAUAUUAAUCGUAGUAGCCAAUGAUCGUGCCUCAAUGAGCGUGUAUCUGAGCUCAGCCGAGGCGUAAUGCUGAACUGAUAGGCCUAUAAUUAGUGCGGCGAAUGUAACCAGGCCAAAACAGACGUGUGUUCUGUUGGUAUUAUUUGAAACGCUUGUCACGUCGGAUUUUUUUCGAACUGGAAAAGAAACGAAAACGGAAUCAAUUCUAUUGGAAAGUGGUGAGCUUGUCAUCAGGAUGCGGCGUCUUGCCUUGGCGUCACUUGUCACUUGCGUCUUUGUGACCCUUUGGGGCGUGGUUUCAGCCGAGAAGGUAUGCUACUUCAGCCAGGAGCCUGAUGCGAGACAGCCAGGCCGUCUUCGCUGGGUUAUGCCGGGGAGUAAGGAAGAUCGUUGCGCCUGUACCAAAACCAGACCAGGGCCCGUUAACGUGCAGCCAGUCCGCUGGUCUCAUCCACCGUUCUACACCGACACUCCAAUCUUUACCGACGACCAGGAGGACAUUCAUGACUACUUCGACUGUCAUGAUCCCUGCCAGCCAAACCCUUGUCGAUACAAUGCGAAAUGCGAGAAAGAUGGCGACUCUUUCAAGUGUGAUUGUGAACGUGACAUCAAGGGAGACCGCUGUGAUAAACCUCUAGAUUGCCUUGCCCUGUACCGUGCACGUAUCCGCGAGAGCGGUGUGUAUACCAUUUACCCAUCGCAGUAUCCGGAAGGCUUGCAGGUCUACUGUGAUGGCAAUAGAUGGAUCGUGUUUCAGAAGCGGUUUGAUGGGUCGGUGAAUUUCACUCGCAACUGGACCGAGUACCAGGACGGAUUUGGCGAACUCUCGGGAGAGUUCUGGCUUGGAAACGAGAAAGUCCGUCAACUAACUUCGAAAGGUCAAUGGGUACUUGACAUCGAGGCGGUGUAUGAUGGUACAUCCAAAUCAAAUCAGCAAAGAACGUGGCGGUGGCCAUUCCGCGUAGAGGGCGACAGCUAUAAAUUGGUGGUGGAAGGAUUCACUGAUGGUUGGCCUUUCCUUUCCAUCGACACCCCUCACGCGUUUUCGACGUAUGAUAGAGACAACGACGAUGUCAACGGAACCAACUGUGCUGAGGUCGAGGGAGGAGGAUGGUGGUUUGGCCAGUGUGAAUCUCCGCAGGAUUCUUGGGGCAAUCUGAAUGGAGAAUAUUCCCUUCUGGGUGACCCAGAUAAUACAGAUCAGGAAUACCGCGGUAUGAAAUGGAAUGUUACAGGGAACGUCAUAGUAGUGCGGAGCAGUCAAAUGAAGCUACGCAGUUUCACUCCACGUGAUUGUGAACGCUUGUAUGAUUUUGGUGUCAAGGGGAACGGCACCUACACCAUAUAUCCGGCGGGGAAAUACAAGAACAGAAUGAAGGUUUACUGCGAUAUGGAUACAGAACCCAAAGGCUGGAUCGUGUUUCAGAAGCGGUUUGAUGGGUCGGUGAAUUUCACUCGCAACUGGACCGAGUACCAGGACGGAUUUGGCGAACUCUCGGGAGAGUUCUGGCUCGGGAACGAGAAAGUCCGUCAACUAACUUCGAAAGAUCAAUGGGUACUUGAGAUCGAGGUGGUGUAUGAUGAUCGAUUAAAAUCAAAUAAGAAUAUGACUUUCCGGUGGCCAUUCCGCGUAGAGGGCGACAGCUAUAAAUUGGUGGUUGAAGGAUUCACUGAUGAUUUGCCUUUUCUUUCCAUCGAGACCCCUCACGCGUUUUCGACGUAUGAUAGAGACAACGACGAUGUGAACGGAACCAACUGUGCUGAGGUCGAGGGAGGAGGAUGGUGGUUUGGCCAGUGUGGAUCUCCGCAGGAUUCUUGGGGCAAUUUUAAUGGAGAAUAUUCCCUUCUGGGUGACCCAGAUAAUUACACAGAUCGGGAAUACCGCGGUAUGAAAUGGAAUGGUACAGGGAACGUCAUAGUAGUGCGGAGCAGUCAAAUGAAGCUACGCCGUUUCACUCCUAGUGAUUGUCAACGCUUGUAUAAUGUUGGUGUCAAGGGCAGCGGCAUCUACACCAUAUAUCCGGCGGGGAAAUACAAGAACAGAAUGAAGGUUUACUGCGAUAUGGAUACAGAACCCAAUGGCUGGAUUGUGUUUCAGAAGCGGUUUGAUGGGUCAGUGAAUUUCACUCGCAACUGGACCGAGUACCGGGACGGAUUUGGCGACCUCUCGGGAGAGUUCUGGCUCGGGAACGAGAAACUCCGUCUACUCACUUCUACCCAUAGAUGGGCACUAAGGGUAGACCUGGUGGACGAUCAAGGAAAGACGGAACAAAUCAAUGUCAACAAAUUCAGCGUCAAAGGCAAUGAUUACACUUUGGGCCGAGAUUCACCGGCUUCUGAUUUCCCUCAAUUCAAUCAACAUAAAUUCUCAACGUACGACAAUGACCAGGAUGAUGAGGAGCCGUAUAACUGUGCAGAUCGGCAGGGAGGGGGGUGGUGGUUCGGAGCGUGUAGUGACGAUAUUUCGUACAGCCUGAAUGGGAAAUAUCACGAUGGGGGUUUGAAAUGGACUGGAUGGGCAGAGCAUGUAAUAGUCAAGUCAAUAGUCAAGUGUGAAAUGAAGCUGCGUCGUUACUAA